Molecule: messenger RNA, 1287 nt
Organism: Capsicum annuum
Lineage: Eukaryota; Viridiplantae; Streptophyta; Magnoliopsida; Solanales; Solanaceae
Product: transmembrane protein 45B
Exons: 1
Coding region: 41-994 (317 amino acids)
Source: RefSeq, a predicted model, not a curated record
UCAAAAGUUUUUUUUUUUUUUUUUUUACAAGAACAAAAAAAUGGGCUCUUUAGUGGGACAUGUAGUACCAGGAUUUGGUUUCUUUUUAAUUGGUAUUUGGCAUUUAAUUAACAAUAUUAAACUACAUGCUAUAAACCCAAAAUCCUACACUUCACUUCCAUGGUUUCCAUUUCCAAAGAUAAGGUAUUUAGAACUUUUCUUGUUUAUUUUUAGUAGUAUUAUUUCAAUAUUAAUGGAACUUUUUAUAGGUCCACAAAAACACCAACCACUAGAUUUAGAUGGAACUAUUCCAUCUAAUCAUCUUAGAAAUUUUGAACAUUCAAAUAUUUCCCUAACUUUUUUGGUAUAUGCACUUUUCUCUAUAACUAUUGACAAAACCACACUAUCAAUCCCUACUCAAUUUGGACUUUCACAAUUUCUAGGUGCCAUUGCUUUUGGCCAUGAAUUUCUUGUUUUCCAUCUUCACUCUAGUGACCAUAUGGGUGUUGAAGGACAAUACUAUUGGCUUUUACAAAUAAUUAUUUUUAUGACUUUUUUCACUAUCCUUUCGGGAAUUCCUUUUCCUAAUAGUUUCUUGAAUAGUUUUGUGAGAUCUUAUAGUAUUAUUUUUCAAGGAAUUUGGUUUAUGGUCAUGGGAAUUAUGAUUUGGACCCCAAAGUUUAUACCAAAAGGUUGUGUUUUAAAUUCAAAUGAUCUUACAUGCCCUAAUCCUGAUGAUCUUAAAAGAGCAAAAUCAUUGGUAAAUAUUGAGUUUAGUUGGUAUUUAAUUGGGGUCACUAUUUUUGUUGUUUCCUUUUAUUUGGUUCUUGUCAAGAUUAUUUAUAGAGAGAAAGUUCAGUACCAAAUUUUAGCAAGCAAGUUUGAAGAUGAAAAAGGUGAUAUUGAAGAUGUUGAAGCUCAAGAAGAAAGAAGUAAAAGUGAAUUGAAUAAUAUCCAAGGUGAGACUAAGAGGUUUGUUGAAAUGAAGAAAUUGUUUUCUCCCCGAAAUAUAUAGGGGAAAAUAUGAAAAAUAUACUUGGAGUAAAAUGGUAGUAUAUUGCUGGCGUAAUUGAUGCACAAUAGGUAAAUAUUUAUGUACUAACUCCGUAUUGGUCUUGAGAGACGGAGGAGGCUAGGUUAGCUAAAAGAUGGUUAUCGAUUUAAGGAGCAAAAAGCUGUAUAGUUAUUAUAUAUGCCUCAAAAAAUAAUUUUAAACUUAAUGAUGGAAAAAUAAAUAGAUAAAUAAAUAUAUAUGCAUUAUUAUGAGUUGCGCAUGUCCAAUUAUAAGGUUUGUGUUCUCUCCUUCAU